ACGCACACUCUCUCAAACCCGUUGCCUUUUUGAUUCGAUUUUCCCAUUUUUCUCCAUUUUCUUGCGAUUUUCAUUUCCAAAACCGUGCUUCACUCGAACGGAUCGUUUUGUGUUUGCCGUUGCUGGCGCAGUUGAACCCAACAGUCAUCAGUCAGUGUAGUUUUUGUUGCUGAUGGUCGUUCGUCGUGGAUGGUUUGGUGUGUGUCUGCGUGUGUUAUUUCGUUGAACUGAACUGGCAAGCAGGCAGCCAGCAAAAGAAGUCUGUCUGUGCAGCCAUAUUUUUCUCGCAUAAUAUUUAAAAGUGAACGCGUAGUAGGUGGAAUCGAGUCAAAUUUUGGAAUUUCAAUCGCGGGUUCCUGUUUCAAGUGCAUUACCUUUCGGUUGAUUGAUAGAAUCGAUUUUGAGGGUUCGAAUUUUGGUGACCUAGUGCGGAAAUCGGGAAAGAGAAAUUGGCUGCAGCUGAAAUUAUUCCAGCAGUAAACUAAUUAUAAACAGAUUGUAAAAGACUUGAAUCCUCUUAAAAAUUCAUACGACGGAAGACUGACAACCUUAAACCAACCGAAUAAAAAAAAAUACUAAACAGCACCGCAAGAUGGCCUGUGCAACAUUGAAACGUUCACUAGACUGGGAAAGUCUUAAUCAGCGGCCAACGAAGCGCCGGAGGUGCCAUCCAUUUGGCAGCCCCAGCACCAGUAACGCCCAAAACAGCCCAUCGUCCUCUUCCUCAUCCUCGAGCAGUGCAAUGCGUGUGAUGGAACCGAAGCCUUCUCCAUUUGCUGAAGCCGUCUGCCCAAAGUUGACCCCAGAAAAAAUGGCACAGAACAUCACCGAGGAAAUCAAAAGACUGCACCGCCGGAAGCAGCUCACAUUCAACACGGGCAACAUGGAACGUAUGCAGGAUUCGGAAUCGAGCGGCUCCGAGAUGGGUCCGGAUAGUCCCCGUAGACCGGACAGCCCUCCGAGCAUGGUCAAACAUCCGGAGAAAGCACUGUUCACAUUCAAACAGGUACAAAUGAUCUGCGAGCGUAUGCUGAAGGAACGGGAAGACGCCUUGCGGGAGCAAUAUGAUGCCGUUCUGACCAACAAACUAGCCGAACAGUACGAUGCAUUUGUCAAAUUUACCUAUGACCAAAUACAGAGACGCUACGAAGCGGCGCCUAGUUACCUCUCCUAAUCUGCUAGUUAACUUAUGAUGUAAAAGCAAAGUAAAAACAACGUAAGGGGCAUAUAUCCACCCAAUCCACACAACAACAGCAACAACAACAAACAGACACACACACACACGCGCGUAUCCAUAUAUUCAAAUUCCCACAUACAAGCUAUAAAUCUAAAACUGAAUAGAGCUCUUCAUUUAUUUGUACUAAUCUUCUAUUACUUCAUCUUGCUGCUGGUACGAUUACAGAGAGGAAAAGAGGAAAAUUAUUACACCCCAACAACUGGAAAUGCUUUCCAACGCCACACUUAGACUGUUAACUACUAAAACUGCAAUUUUGCCAGAAUCGAUAGUUCACUGAAAUGGAACAUGUAAUAUUGAAUUCGCCUUUUGUAUGAUUAUUUUUUGUAGAAUCAUUCAAUAAAGAAAAACUAUUCUAUGUAAACUCUGAAGAUUAUUACGUACUUGAGUCUUGCAGACAAAACGAUAACGAAACAACAACACAAAAACUGCAAACGGAUUUCGAGUCCCAGUAAUAGUGCCGUUACUCUUUUCGAUUAUUCUGCCGUAGUAAAGCUCUCAAAAGAGCAUUACUCUUAGAUACUGAAUGCUCAUUGGAAGGAUCAUUGUUAUUCUUCUCUGGAGUUUCGGUAGGUCUCUCAUUAUUUUGCUUAUUUAGUUCUUUAGGUAGUUAUUUUCAUUGAUUCUAUUCGGAAGUUGUUCGUAGUGUGUAGUUGCCUAAUUUUUUUUUCACUUAGUAAAUUUCAUUAUUCAUCAUAAGUGUUCUGUUUCAUUGUUAGUUUUUUUCUUCUGAUUUUUCUCUCAAUCAUGCUUCGUUUAUCAUUUCCGCAGAUUUUGUUUGCUUUAUUCUAUAUUUUUAGUCAAUUUUGUUGUUAAUCUGGAUAUGAAUAUGUAAAUUAAGUUUUUGCGGAUUGCGUUGCAAUUAGAAUCCCUGUAUUCUUGUCACUCACUGCAGAAUAAUCAUGUCGAUUGAGAUCUAAUUCAGUGAUGCUUCCGAGUAGCGUCUCGAAGGAAGACAAAAAAAGACGAGCAGGAGAUUUUGGAGGUAGGAAAUGUGAAAUGUAAUACGAUUAUCUCAUUGAGUAGGGAAUAAUGAUAACAUAUAUACUGAUAAAAAUGAAAGGUGAAAACAAAUGCAUACAAUAUAGGCGGUAAAGUGGAAAACAGAACUAAGCAUAACACAUAGAGAACACACAACAUAUACAUUUAUACAUAUGAAACUAUAUAUAUAUUUAUAUACAUAUAGUGAGAAGCAUAACUAUGGAAAAGAAGCAAAGUUUGCUAGCAACUAGAAACCAGAAGUAAAACUAAUUGACGCGUUGAGCGAAACAGAAGAGUUCAUGUAAAGUUAAGUUUCUAUUUAUAAGAUAGGAUAUGGAACAAGACGGCAGAAGAUGAAAAAAAACGUAAAAAUAAUCUAAGGACCGUAAGUAUAUAUAAGUAUACAGACAAAAAAAAAAACAAGAUUGAGCAGAAAAUUGAAAGGGAAAAACACAAAAAAUUAAGCUUAUACUAUAAACGGUAAGAUGAGGUUAAUUCGUAAGCGUUUAUAUACAUAUGUUUUAUAUAAAAUGAUCGAAAAGUAAUCUUGCAAGCGCAAAUUAAUCGAGUUGCGAGCGAGAGAGAGAGAGAGAGAGUAAAAAUAAUAAAGCAAAAACAAAAAAUUCAGCCCCGAUGUCAUUGCUAAAGUAACUCACGUGAGCACCACUUUGUAGAGCAUCAUUUAAUAGUGCAUUAAAAUGCAAUAGCAACAAGCAACAGCGCAGCAAAUAAGUAAAACCUACCUACCUUAUAGCCAAAUCAAGCAUCAGCAGCAGCAGCAGCAGCAGCAGCAAAAGCAGUAUGAAACUAACCUUUCCCACAUACCCUUAAACAACAAAAUUAUUCCGAACGAUUCGAUGUUUUAGAGAAAAAAAUAAAGACAGAGAGAUACAAAAAAGGAAUCCAAUCCACAUACAAAAAACUACCACAUUACUCACCAAAGUAAACAAGCGAAAAGAAGAAAAAAAAACUACAAGAGAAGAUACACUCGCGGAGAGCAAACGCGGUUUGUAGGCCCUCGAAUGAAGGGAGACAGGUGUGCGUGUGAAUAAAUAAGGUGCAGCAGCAGCAGUGCAGAGACACAACGGACCGACGAAAAAGGAAACUGUACGCGACGAUUUCGUAAACAAAGAUGUCUAAUGCUUGAGAUAGGUACCGAAGAGCCAUAAUAGUGCAGUGGAGAUGCGGUUUCGUCGUCGUCGUCGUCCUCACCGUGUAUCCUCGAGGUUGCGGAUUUGUUCGUGGUGAAGCAGAUCGACAUACGAUUAAAAGUAACCAAAAUCAGACAGAAACGAAAACACAGGCGAAUAAAAAGUGCAGUUUGCUAAGUCCGUAAAUUAAA
This is a messenger RNA of Ochlerotatus camptorhynchus, 3557 nucleotides long. RefSeq names its product akirin (gene akirin). Bases 593 to 1174 code for a protein of 193 amino acids. Gene Ontology annotation, biological process: positive regulation of transcription by RNA polymerase II; positive regulation of innate immune response. NCBI's taxonomy places the organism in Eukaryota, Metazoa, Arthropoda, Insecta, Diptera, Culicidae. Gene Ontology annotation, cellular component: nucleus; chromatin. The transcript is spliced from 5 exons. The record is from RefSeq and is a predicted model, not a curated record. Gene Ontology annotation, molecular function: transcription coregulator activity.